Aspergillus calidoustus is the source of this 2655-nucleotide messenger RNA. NCBI's taxonomy places the organism in Eukaryota, Fungi, Ascomycota, Eurotiomycetes, Eurotiales, Aspergillaceae. The record is from the annotation of a GenBank genome assembly.
AAGCUCAGAGCCCAUCAAUAUUAGCAGCGUCGGCGCCAGAGUCGACUCUAAUCAGUAUCCCUCUCCACACAGCUUCACUUCAUCAGUUCUCACACUCUAGACAUCCCACAACAUGGCCGACGCUCUGAAGGCCGAGGGCAACAAGGCCUUCUCUGCCAAAGACUACCCGACUGCUAUUGAUAAGUUCACCCAGGCCAUUGCCCUUGACCCCAACAACCACGUCCUCUACUCCAACCGCUCCGCCGUCUAUGCUGCUCAGGCCGAAUACGAAAAGGCGCUCGCCGAUGCCGAGAAGGCCAUUGAGAUCAAACCAGAUUGGUCCAAGGGCCACCAACGGAAGGGCGCCGCCUACCGCGGUCUAGGAGAUCUCCUGUCCGCCCACGAUGCCUACGAAGAAGCCAUCAAGCUCGAGCCCACGAAUGAGCAGGCGAAGAACGGUUUCAACGCCGUGAAGAGAGCCAUUGAAGCUGAAGCCCAGGCUGACGGCGUUACCGGAGACCCCAUGGGAGGGCUUGGUAACAUUUUCAACGACCCCCAGCUCUUCCAGAAGCUGUCCAGCAACCCGAAGACCUCCGCCCUUCUCGCCGACGGCGACUUCAUGGCGAAGCUCAAGCGCCUUCAACAAAACCCGAACAGCAUUGGAGAGGAGAUCAAGGACCCCCGAUUCCUGCAGGUUAUGAGUGUGCUGUUGGGUAUUGACAUGAGCUUCGGAGCUCCUCCCGAGGCUGGCGGUCCCUCCGGCGCCACAGAGGCCGAAGAAGACGUGCCGAUGCCCGACGUCCGCCCAUCCGCUCCGAAGGAGGCACCUGAGCCUGAGCCGGCACCCGAGCCCGAGGAUGAGGAGACUCUUGCCAAGAAGAAGGCCCAGGAGGCAGGUGAUGCUGAGAAGCAGAUUGGUAACGACUUUUACAAGAAGAAGCAAUUCGACGAGGCCAUUGAGCACUACAACAAGGCGUGGGAGCUACACAAGGAUGUCACAUACCUCAACAACAUCGGUGCAGCUAAGUUUGAGAAGGGAGAUUUCCAGGGAGCUAUUGAGACAUGCCAGAAGGCUAUCGAAGAAGGACGUGACCUCCGCGCCGACUUCAAGAUUAUUGCCAAGUCUUUCACCAGAAUCGGUACCGCCUACGAGAGACUAGGCGACCUUGACAAGGCUAUCGAGAACUACAACAAGUCAUUGACGGAACACCGAACUCCGGACGCUCUCACUAAGCUGCGCAAUGCCGAGAAGGCCAGAGACAAGGCCAAGAAGGACGCGUACAUCGACCCUGAGGAGGCCGAGAAGGCUCGCGAAUUGGGUCAGAAGAAGUUCCAGGAGGCUGACUGGCCCGGUGCUGUCGAUGCCUUCACCGAGAUGACGAAGCGUGCUCCCAACGAUCCUCGAGGAUUCACCAACCGUGCGGCCGCCCUUAUCAAGCUCAUGGCCUUCCCCCAGGCUGUCCAGGACUGCGACGAGGCCAUCCGCCUCGAUCCCAAGUUCUUCCGUGCGUACAUGCGCAAAUCUCAGGCUCUAGUCGCGAUGAAGGAGUACAGCCGUGCUUUAGACGCCUGUACCGAUGCCCUGGAGCACGAUGACGGAACCCACGCCCGCGAGAUCGAGCAGCAGCAGCAAAAGGUUCUCGACGCCCAGUUCAGUGCUCGUGCUGGAGAAACCGAGCAAGAGACCAUGAACCGAAUCCAGAAUGAUCCAGAGAUCAUGUCUAUCCUCCAAGACCCCGUCAUGCAGAGCAUCCUCCAGCAGGCGAAGGGCGACCCUGCUGCCCUACAAGAGCACAUGAAGAACGCACAGGUUCGGCUGAAAAUUCAGAAACUGAUGGCCGCUGGUGUUAUUCGUCUUGGACGGUGAGUUUCGAAUCAAUGAUGAAGAGGUAAUGAGAGUGGUAGUUUGGCACCUGGAAAAACGGUCUCAUAAUUUUUCUUAAAUAUACCUACAUUCUGAAAUGACAAAUGGAUGCAUGCUAUUGACGAUUCCGCUGGAUUCAAUUUGAAAAUCAUUUUCUUGAUCAGUAAAAAAACUUCCUUAGAACAAUGCAGAUAUAUAUAUAUCUCUAGCCGAGUCAAAAAAACCACGCAAAAUUAGUAUACAGCACGACUACAAUCUUAAUUACCAAUACUUCCUGACCAAGUAUGUUGCACAAAGCAUGCAAAAUGCAAUCCGAACACAGCAAAGUUUCGCAGAAGUUGGUGCUGAUGGUCGCCGCUGGGCGAAGGACAGACAGCCCGAUAGAUCUCGGUCCUGUUGUGAGACGGACAAUUAUCAACUCCACUUGGAACUACAGGAACUGCCCCAGAUGCACAAACACAUCUGUGUGGUCGUGUGAUUCAACGGCAGAUGUAUUGCUCCGUGUGGAAAACUGACGGUCAAUGCAGCAUCCGGGCCCAGUCUUCAGAGUCGGUCUUCGCCGAUAGCACAAACAAACCUCACAGAUGCGCAAUGUUCCUUAUGCGGCUGCCUGCCUUGGAGCCGAGACGGAGGAGAGGAGCUCAGCUGAAGGUGACAAGAAUCAAGAUUUGAGAAGCGACCUUGAGAGGUCUGGGACCAGGCCGGCCUUGAGGCGGGAGGGAUAUCCCUCGCUCCGACUGGAAAUCUAGCAUGGGGAUUGGACAGCCGGCGGCUUUAGCCUGGGCACGAUGCGCCGCUAGUACUGAGGUAAG